Molecule: messenger RNA, 1872 nt
Organism: Saccharomyces mikatae IFO 1815
Lineage: Eukaryota; Fungi; Ascomycota; Saccharomycetes; Saccharomycetales; Saccharomycetaceae
Gene: SAC1
Product: phosphatidylinositol-3-phosphatase SAC1
Exons: 1
Coding region: 1-1872 (623 amino acids)
Biological process (GO): phosphatidylinositol dephosphorylation
Cellular component (GO): endoplasmic reticulum
Molecular function (GO): phosphatidylinositol-4-phosphate phosphatase activity
Source: RefSeq, a predicted model, not a curated record
AUGACAGGUCCAGUAGUGUAUGUUCAAAACGGGGACGGUAUCUUCUUUAAAGCUGCUGAGGGAAAGGGAACUAAUGAUGCAGUUAUUCAUCUGGCCAAUCAAGACCAAGGUGUUCGUGUCCUUGGAGCAGAGGAGUUUCCAGUUCAAGGUGAAAUAGUGAAGAUUGCGUCCUUGAUGGGGUUCAUCAAAUUGAAAUUGAACAGGUACGCCAUUAUUGCGAAUACCGUGGAAGAGACUGGUAGGUUUAAUGGCCACGUUUUCUAUAGAAUCUUGCAACAUUCUGUGGUGUCUACCAAGUUCAACUCGAGAAUCGAUUCUGAGGAAGCCGAAUAUAUCAAGUUGCUGGAGUUACAUUUGAGGAAUUCCACUUUUUAUUUCUCAUACACAUAUGAUUUAACCAAUUCUUUACAAAGAAAUGAAAGAAUUGGGUCCGCAGCCAACUGGAAAACUGCUGAUGAGCGAUUUUUUUGGAAUCAUUACUUAACUGAAGAUUUGAGAAAGUUUGCUAAUCAUGAUUCUAGAAUUGAUGCCUUCAUACAGCCUGUUAUAUAUGGUUAUGCCAAGACAGUUGACACAGUUUUGAAUGCCACUCCUAUUGUUCUUGGUUUAAUUACCAGACGUAGUAUAUUCAGAGCAGGUACAAGAUACUUCCGUCGUGGUGUUGACAAAGAUGGAAAUGUUGGCAAUUUCAACGAAACUGAACAAAUUCUACUUGCUGAGAAUCCAGAAAGUGAAAAAACACAUGUUUUCUCUUUUCUGCAAACGAGAGGGUCUGUGCCAAUAUAUUGGGCGGAAAUCAACAACCUAAAGUACAAGCCAAACCUAGUUCUUGGAGAAAACUCAUUAGACGCCACCAAAAAGCAUUUUGAUCAACAAAAGGAGUUAUAUGGUGACAACUAUUUAGUUAAUCUAGUUAACCAAAAGGGCCACGAAUUACCCGUUAAAGAAGGUUAUGAAUCUGUGGUGCACGCAUUGAACGAUCCAAAGAUUCAUUACGUAUAUUUUGACUUUCACCACGAAUGUCGCAAGAUGCAAUGGCAUAGAGUGAAAUUGUUAAUUGAUCACCUGGAGAAGUUAGGUUUGUCUAAUGAAGAUUUCUUUCAUAAGGUUAUAAAUUCUAAUGGUGUAACUAUUCAAAUCCUCAAUGAGCAACAUUCCGUCGUAAGAACAAAUUGUAUGGAUUGUUUGGACAGGACAAAUGUUGUACAAUCAGUUUUGGCCCAAUGGGUCUUACAGAAAGAGUUCGAAACUGCCAACGUUAUUGAUAUUGGAAACACUUGGGAAGAGAAUACGCCAUUGCUAACUUCUUAUCAAAAUUUAUGGGCUGAUAACGCUGAUGCAGUUAGUGUUGCCUAUUCAGGUACUGGAGCCUUGAAGACCGACUUCACAAGAACUGGUAAGCGUACACGUCUAGGUGCGUUCAACGAUUUUUUGAAUUCAGCGUCACGUUAUUACCAGAAUAAUUUGACCGAUGGCCCAAGACAGGAUUCGUAUGACUUGUUCCUUGGCGGGUUCAGACCACACACUGCUUCCAUCAAGUCUCCAUUCCCUGAUAGAAGACCAGUUUAUAUCCAAUUAAUCCCAAUGAUCAUUUGUGCAGCCCUGACCGUACUAGGUGCUACAAUUUUCUUCCCAAAGGAUAGAUUUACCAGUGGUAAAAAUUCUCUGUAUUUCACAGGUGCGUGUAUCAUAUUAGCGCUUUCAAUCAAGUUUAUGUUUAAGAAUGGUAUUCAGUAUGUCAACUGGCCUAAAUUAGUGGACGUUGGAUUCUUAGUCGUUCAUCAAACACAUGAUAAAGAACAGCAAUUUAAAGGCUUGAAAUAUGCACAGAGUCCUAAGUUUUCCAAACCAGAUCUUUUAAAAAGAGAUUAA